Molecule: messenger RNA, 680 nt
Organism: Cervus elaphus (red deer)
Lineage: Eukaryota; Metazoa; Chordata; Mammalia; Artiodactyla; Cervidae
Gene: RIPPLY2
Product: ripply transcriptional repressor 2
Exons: 5
Coding region: 1-561 (186 amino acids)
Biological process (GO): negative regulation of transcription by RNA polymerase II; embryonic pattern specification
Cellular component (GO): nucleus
Source: RefSeq, a predicted model, not a curated record
AUGAAGAAGUUAGACUUACAUAACCCAAUAGGAACAGAAUCUAGACUGUAUUCCAAAGAGCUUCUGAUAACUCAGGAUAUUCAAAGGGUUUUGGAACAGGCCAGCGUCCCCGGCCAUUUGGGAGUUGCACGCGUUCGUCCCCGGGGUUCGGGCCGCUGGGCCUUCACGCGCAGCCUUUUUGUUUACUCCGCCAGCAGGGGAGAGAGGGAGCGAGCGUGUAAAGAUGCUGCGGGCCCCGGGGGCUAUAUAAAGCUUUGGGUUCGGGCCAGAUCCGCAAGCUUCUGGAGACCGUGGAUUGAAGACGGAGGAGAGAAGGAGCAGGAGGCGCCGCACCACGCCGUGGAGGCGAUGCCAGAUGGCCCCGGAAUAACGGACGCCUCAGGAAAGCUUUCCCAAUACAGACACCCAGUCAGACUAUUUUGGCCAAAAUCAAAGUGUUAUGAUUACUUAUAUCAAGAAGCAGAAGCUCUUCUGAAAAAUUUUCCAAUUCAAGCCACAAUUUCAUUUUAUGAAGAUUCUGAUAGUGAAGAUGAAACUGAGGAGCUGAUCUGUGAAAAUUAACCUGAUUACUUUUGAUGACAUUCAAAGCUUGUAGGUACAAAUUAGUGUACAAAUGUAUCAUAAUCCUUUUUAAAUUAUUUGUAUAUAAAUUAUUAAUAAAAUGAAAUAUUUAGUAAUUA